AUGUGCGCAGAGCAGAGAUGAUUUCAAAUUUGCCUGUCAUUUUUACAAAGAUCCAUCCAAAACUCACUUCAUGAAAAUUACUUAUGCUGCACUGAAAUAGCAUGUAAGUCUAUGGAAAUUACGUCAAGUGUCCGAAUACUUUUUGCGCGGGUCUGUAAUUACCGUUAUACGCAUCUGGACACACCAUGACGGUGAUUAAACUCUACCUAGGAUUUAAACAAAUAAAUAUUGAAAAAAAUCCUAUUGGAAAGGCAGCAGCCUGUCUACACACAAUGUUGCUGUUCAUCUGGUUGUCCCAUUAUAUAUACAGGCUAACGCUGCACCUGAGUGGAAGUUUUGUGGACAAGAGAUUCUAAUUCAGGGUCGAGAGAUUUGUCAUAGAUGGAAUGAUGGCAGAGGUUGAAUUCCACAUCACAAAUGUGAAACGAAAUGGAAACAAUCAAAAAUCAAUUAUCUCAUUUACGCUGGAUCAAGCAGAGAAUGCUAUCUCUCAACACUUUGAUAUUCCACUCGGGUUUCAGACCCAACUAUAUUCGGAUAAGUAUUCUGAUUGGGUAGACAUUUCCUUAAAUGAUCCAAAAUUGCAAGGGGGAGGUAAGCUAAGGGUGAUGAGUACUCGGAAAGCUGUUGAUGUCAGCGAGAGAGGUGACAACCCUCUGUGUACGACAGCUGGCCCACAAGAGGUUCCAACCGUUAUGAACGAGACACCAGCGACCUGCACAUGUACGAUCAAGACAUCUGUGAGUACCACGAACAUUCAAACAUCGCCAUGGCAGUCACCCUAUACACUGCCGGCAGCCCUUCCAAGAGGUGCGGUUGACGUUUUGGAUAAUGGCGGCUUCCCAAACCAGGGUUCAAGAAGCCACCUUCUCGACUCCAUUUACAACGAUGUGUCUGUGAAGUACACACUAUAUCCUCUGUCAUAUCAAUAUAAUGAAAUGAUCGACGCCAUAUUUCAAAGAUGGCCUCAUUUGAUGACCGAAGACGGUUUAGAAGGUAGCAGCACUAGAGUGCUCUGGAGAGCGAGGAUCCGUGACAAAUUUAUCAACAACCGACGAAGAAAGGAUUCAAAUGUGACGUGUGUUCAGCAACGCAAACGUAAGUCUGCGAACAAAGUUGUGCUUGAAGAACCCUCUCCUUCUAAACAACCCAAGAUGUCCCUGCCUGUUGGAGAAGAUGACCACAGCAUCCAUAGACAUAUACAGUGGAUGAAGCAGGAAGCCAGAGCACGAAAACCUGAUCGCUCCAAGAUAUCGCUACUCAUGAAACUCACUUUCAGUACCAGAAGAAAAAUGGUCACAUCAGGGGGAGCAACUGUAAAAGAAAUUCUCGACGAAUACCCUUGGCUUGCUAAUGAGGAUGAGGUAUAUAUGAACUCUACAUGA
Molecule: messenger RNA, 1385 nt
Organism: Haliotis rubra (blacklip abalone)
Lineage: Eukaryota; Metazoa; Mollusca; Gastropoda; Lepetellida; Haliotidae
Product: sterile alpha motif domain-containing protein 3-like
Exons: 5
Coding region: 387-1385 (332 amino acids)
Source: RefSeq, a predicted model, not a curated record